Molecule: messenger RNA, 3494 nt
Organism: Hypanus sabinus (Atlantic stingray)
Lineage: Eukaryota; Metazoa; Chordata; Chondrichthyes; Myliobatiformes; Dasyatidae
Product: annexin A4-like
Exons: 15
Coding region: 167-1723 (518 amino acids)
Biological process (GO): cytokinetic process; phagocytosis
Cellular component (GO): cytoplasm
Molecular function (GO): calcium ion binding; calcium-dependent phospholipid binding
Source: RefSeq, a predicted model, not a curated record
CUGUCUUGACGUUGCCAGUGGGAGGGUCUGAUUGAGCAAGAGGUCAACACGCCUCCCUCUAGCCCGGGGGAAAGCAGCGCGGGACUGGGCGAGAAGGAGGAACUGCUCUCCUCACUUUGACUCGGCUUAAGGGGCUCACCGGGAGGUCGGAGCGCAGAUCUAGAAGAUGAGUUAUCCAGGAUAUCCACCAGCUCCAGGGGGAUAUCCCCCCGCACCAGGGGGUUAUCCACCCGCAUCAGGAGGGUACCCGCCAAUCCCAGGAGGAUACCCACCAUUAACAGGUGCACAUCCCUGGGGUACCAAUCUGCCUCCACCAAUUGGAAUGGAUGCACUUUCCAACAUACAAGGACACCUCAAUACCUCCUACUUUGAAGGAAUGGCUCAAAACGUAAUGGGUGGGUUUGGUUCUGGACCACCGAAUAUUGGUUUUGGGGCACCUCCCAGCCAGCAGCCAGGAGCUCCAUAUGGAAUGUAUCCAGGCCAGUCCAACCAGCCUGGUGCUCCAGGAUAUCCCGGAUCCACACCUGGAUACCCGCCAAGUUCUGGCCCUGCCCCUGGAUACCCCUCCGGCCCCACCCCUGGAUACCCGCCCAGCUCUGGUCCUGCCCCUGGAUACCCCUCUGGUCCGACCCCUGGAUUCCCGCCAAGCUCUGGUCCUGCCCCUGGAUACCCCUCUGGCCCAGCACCAAGCUAUCCAUCCAAUCCACCACAAGGAUAUUCAGCCACUCCUGGUUCGACAGUAACCCCCUCUGUAGCUCCUGUGAAGCCUGUCAACCGGGGGACUGUUAGAGAAGCAGCUGGAUUCGAUGCUCUGCGGGAUGCCGAGGUUCUGAGGAAAGCCAUGAAGGGGUUUGGCACAAAUGAACAAGCCAUCAUAGACGUCGUUGCUCAUCGGUCAAAUAAGCAGAGACAACAGAUUGUCCUCUCCUUUAAAACUGCCUACGGGAAGGACUUGAUAAAGGAGCUGAAGUCCGAGCUAUCGGGAAACUUUGAGAAGGCGGUACUGGCCCUGCUGAAGCCCCCCGCGCUCUUUGAUGCAACAGAAAUGAAAGAAGCCAUCAAGGGAGCUGGGACGGACGAGCAGUGUCUAAUCGAAAUCUUGGCAUCUCGCUCGAACGCUGAAAUCCAUGAAAUCAAUAAGGUGUAUAAAGCAGAGUUUAAGAAGACUUUGGAACAAGAUAUUAAGAGUGACACCUCUGGACAUUUCGAGCGGCUGCUGGUCUCCCUUGUCCAGGGCAACCGAGAUGAAAGUCAAAACGUGGAUAUAACACUGGUCAAAAAAGAUGCGCAAGAUCUGUACAAUGCAGGAGAAGGACGUAUGGGAACAGAUGAGUCGAAGUUUAAUGCUGUUCUCUGCUCCAGAAAUCGAUCCCAUCUGAGAGCAGUGUUUGAAGAGUAUCGCCAGGCGUGUAAGUACGAUAUUGAGAAGACAAUCGCCCGUGAGAUGUCUGGGAAUCUGGAAAGAGGCAUGGUGGCAGUAGUGAAGUGCCUGAGAAACACUUCGGCGUUCUUUGCUGAGAGGCUGUACAAGUCCAUGAAGGGACUGGGUACAGAUGACAGGACCCUGAUUCGCAUUAUGGUGUCCCGCUGCGAAGUUGAUAUGUUGGACAUAAGGGCUGAAUUCAAGAGGAUGUAUGGGAAGUCGCUGUACUCAUUUAUAGCGGACGACUGCUCCGGUGAUUACAAGAAGUUGUUGCUGCAGCUUUGUGGCUCAAAUGACUGAGGGAGGACAGCGGGGUUUGAGCUGGUGGAGCUUUGAGCUUCCACCUGUCAUAGAGCAGGGGUGUCCUCAGCUUUCUUUUGUUUAAUUUCCUUUUCUGUCAGCUUGUAAAUGUAAUCCUGUGCAUUGCCAUGUUCAAUAUGUAUUUGUUCAGCUGAAGUUUGAGAUGGUAUUGGGGGGCUUGGUAGAGAUUUGCCCUAUUGUAUUUCCAAGGGCAAUGUUUGUUUGAGGGUUUUACCCCCACCAACUUGCCUCUACUAACCUUUGCCUCUUCUGUAGAACUCUUCAGUUUGAUUUGAUCUCGGAAAAGAUCACACUCAUUUAAAGUUCAAUGUACAUUUAUUAUCGAACAUUUAUUAUAGGCCAUUGACAACCUUGAGGUUCACCUUCUUGCAGGCAGCCACAAGACGAACAGACAAUGGAAUCCACAAAAAAAAUCCCACACACUGCUAAUGACAAACUCCCACCCCAUUGCGUUUCACUUUUUGAACUUUCUCUGACUGCCUAGACAAUCAUUGCCGUCAAUCAGCCCUUUCAUGGCUGAGUUGAAAUGUAGAUAAGGUUCUUGGUUUCCUCUAACUUCCAGCAAUUUCUUCCUCCUCCCCUUCUUACUUUUUCCAUUUCCCACUGUGACUUCCCCUUACCCCUCACCUGCUCCCUCUGGUUCACUGACUGCUUCAAGGCUUGGAACAGUUUGCGUUACUUGUAUUUUAUAUCUUUUUUGUAAAUUUGCAUAUUGCGUGCCAAUAUAACCGGCAUUCACCUUUUGCCAUCUUGUCCAGUUCUUAGGAACUGUCAAAUACAAAGUGUUUCCUUAUCACCCUUAAUUAGUGAUCAAUGUGCAUUGACAAGGCUUAUAAUUCAUAACUCGAACAACACACAAACUGCUGGAGGAGCUCAACAGUUUGGGCAGCAUCUGUGGAGGAAAUAAACGGUCAGUGUUUUAGAAUGAAACCUUUCAUCAGGACUGGAAAGGAAGGGGGUGGUGGAAGAAGCCUAGCUUCAAGAUUUCCAGCAUCUGCAGAAUCUCUUGUGUUCAGUCAAUAGUCUUAAAUUGAUCUUUCUAAUUUCCGGUAAUCUUCUCCUCCUCCCCUUUUCUUUUCUCCAUUUCCCACCGUGACUCCCCCUUACCCCUCACCUGUUGCUCUGGUUCCCUACCUCCUUCCCUUUCUCCCAUGGUCCACUCUCCCUUCCUAUCAGAUUACUCCUUCUUCAGCCCUUCACCUUUUUGACCUAUCACCUUCCAGCUUCUGACGUCAUCUCACUCACCUGCCAACUUGCACUCCUUGUCCUCACCCUACCUUCUUAUUAUGGCAUCUUCCCAGUCCCAGUGAAGGGCCUCAUGUCGAACGCCUCUCUAUAGAUGCUGUCUGACCUUCAGCACUGUGUGUGUUACUCUGGAUUUCCAGCAGAAAGUCUGGAUUUGUUAACUCGAACCAGCAGUGAGGCCAUUUUUGGUGGCCAAAAUCAGGAAUUUUCAUCCUGUGUACAACUUGAGGGUGAUGUUUCCAAUGCAAGUAUCUGCUUCUCACACCUUCAGUCUUACUGACCAAAGAAUCCACACGUGCCCCCUCAGGCUUCAAUAAGGCCUCAGGACUACAAUACGAAGAUAGAGAGUUGGUGUCUCUGAAUUAUCUGUGAGACACUGUCUGUCCCAAAGAGCCGAUUGCUGGCAAAGGCCACCGUCAGGAAUUGGAGCGAAUGGAAGAAGGCAAAAUAUAAUAUGCUCAGAAAUGUAAAUGAAUAAAGAUAAAUACUAUGCAACUAAUCUACA